Messenger RNA from Caenorhabditis briggsae, 726 nucleotides. The record is from RefSeq and is a predicted model, not a curated record. The coding region runs from base 1 to 726 and encodes 241 amino acids. Lineage: Eukaryota; Metazoa; Nematoda; Chromadorea; Rhabditida; Rhabditidae. The transcript is spliced from 3 exons.
AUGAGGUUCAACAUAUUUGGAAUCAUAAUUUUACUGUUUCCGUUUGUGAAUGCCGAAAAAGAGAAGGAGACAAGCAGCAUUACAAAAAAAAUGGAGGUCCUCGCUGAUCGUUUGAAGAGACAGAAUGGGUAUGGCGGAUGGAAUAACGGCGGGGAAGGAAAUUUUCCAAUGGGACCAAACUCCUGGAAUGGACCAAACUCUAACGGUUAUGGUGGCCCACAACCGCCACCUCCAGAUGAUAGUAUCAAAGGAAGUGUUGGGACGAAAGAAGAUAAACCUGCCGAGCAAACUUCAAAUCAAAACGGUGGUGAUCCGAACAAUGGAGAGGGUCAAGGGCCAUGGUGGCCUAAUGGUUUCGCAUUAUAUUCUAAGCAUUUUUCAGUAUCGCUUUUUUCAGGGAACGGUCCCAAUGGUUACAACAGUAUGAAUGGACCACAACCUGGAGGAAAUUUCCCGAACGGUCAAGGGUAUAACAACGGACUAAACCCUUACAACAACGGGAACAGAAACGUUGACGAUGGAAUCAAAGGUAGUGUAGGAGGUGCAGCGGAAACAACUAAAUCACCCAGCCAGCCAAAUGGGUAUGGAUAUGGCAAUCGAGGAUAUGGCAACAAUUUCGGUUUCAACCGAAUGGCAGGCGGCGGAGGUUAUGGAAACAACUUUGGCAGACCGAUAUUGCCUCGUGGUGAAAGGAUUUUCCGAGGAAGACCGAUGAUGAGAUACUAA